Molecule: messenger RNA, 1035 nt
Organism: Lentinula edodes (shiitake mushroom)
Lineage: Eukaryota; Fungi; Basidiomycota; Agaricomycetes; Agaricales; Omphalotaceae
Exons: 1
Source: RefSeq, a predicted model, not a curated record
UCGUUGUCCGUCCCCGCUAUCAUUUAUGAUAAUGUGUCGAUCGAGGACAACUACAGGCCAGGAAGGAAUUACUUGGCUCUGAAAAAUUACGGUGGAACCAUUGAUAUUAUCUUCUCUAUUCCUUACUCCAUGGAUGGGGAAAGGAACGGAACUAUGGAGUUGAUUUUAAAUCACAUGAGGGAAGCUACUGGAGGCAUCGUCGACAUCAGUCUGAACAACCGAUUGCUCUUUCCGAGAUAUUCCAAUACCACAACCAAAUUCGAGGCCCAGAAUCUGGGUUCGUUGCACCUAUCUUCAUUGACAGGAGAGAACACGUUAUCCAUCUCACUGUCACUGGGAGAACAAGGGAAUUACUAUUUCUCUGAUGCUGCUUUGGUUUUCAAAGAUAACAAUGGAUACGUGAAACAGGAGAAUUCUGUAUAUGCUGUCGGACUCUCUUCUGGUUCAUCCUAUAAUGGUGGGAGCCUGGAGGAUAGUCUCAGGAAGGGGAAUCCAUACCUCUCCAUAGAGGGGGGUGCUUCUUGGUCCAAGAUCAUUUUCACAGUCAGGGAAGAGCUGUUAGGAAUAGGAAAUUGUAUAAUGAAGAUUCAACACAGAAGGGAGUCUGGAACAACCAUCGAUGUCUUCCUUAAUGGAAAUCAGAUUGAGGCAGGAUAUGACGAUAUACCAAUCGGUUCAUUUGGUACCUCCAGCUUCUAUGUUCACAGUAGUGAUUUAGAGAAGAGCAAUGAGCUGGUCAUCAAGCCAAACAAUGGGAAGUACUACAUUUCUGAUGUUAAUCUUGAUGUGGUUUCACUCCUCCCAGACAUUACUCAAAAAAACUUUGAAACCUAUAUCAAGGAUUGGGUUCUCCACCACAGAAAAAACAUAGGACAACUUAACAAGAUUCCUCGAGAAGAUCUUGCAGCCUGGAAGUUUGUUCAUGAAGCACCUUACUGGUUCUUCAUCCCAUUUCUUCCCUGCUCACCAGAAGAGAUCAGUGUGCUCUUUGACUACUACAACAUGAUGUUUGUUUCUGUGGCCUUCGAAAUCAGG